AUGAGUGAGAUCGUAUCAGGGAAGGUGUUAGUACGUAGGUAUCGUAAAUGCAGGAAACACCCCAAAGAGGAUGAGGAGUGCUUCUGUUCCGACUGCAGGAGAUUUGCCUGCUUCAGGUGUGUUGUCAUGGAGCAUACAAACGAAGGACAUCGGGUCAUCGAGGCGACUGUUUAUGAAAGCAACCAUAUGAAGAGUAUCGAGGACCUCAAAUCCAAGGCGGACAAGAAACGUUCUUGCUUUCAGAAAUACGUUGAUUUCAUUGAUGAACAGAAGGAGCAUGUGAGCAAUGUUCAAAAGCAGUGUACAGAUGAUAUCCACAAAGCAUAUGAAGAAUCAGUCCGACAGCUGACAGAGCAGAAAGAAAACCUCGUUGGUGAAGUCAAGGGUAGGACUGAAGGAGUGGAGAAAGAAUUGGACGAAAUGAAGAAAUCAGCUCUGGAGCAAAUCACUCACUUGACCAUCAUAGCUGACGUGGUAACCAAUAGGACAAAAGUACCGUCAGAUAUGGAUGCUUUGGCUGCACACGACACUCUAUGUCAAGACUUACAUGAGGCCUUGAAACAAGAAGAUCCUGACUACAAGCAGCCGAUGCAAUCGAGCAAGAAAGGAAAAAGUGUCAGUUUUAAGGGGAACGUUGGAAUGGAUGAGAUAGCUCUCGGUAAUAUCGUAAAUGCAGUUACAAAGAACAUCACUAAUUUGCCUACUAAAAAAAGCAUGAGUGACUUGGUUGGUACACCAGACGGUAAGAUGGCAGUGGGAUGUACGACAGGGGGCGUGGAGAUCUUCUCUGCUGAUGGCCAGCUCCAGCAGACGUUUCUCCAAGAAGUGAAGAUUCGUGGAGUAGGGUUCCUCUCUGAUGAUCGGUAUGUUAUACUUGAUGUCUCUAACAAUAUCACACUGUACACACUAGAGUACACAAAAUUGAAUGUAAUGUUUGAGACUCUGAGUCGCGAUGAAUGUGAAAGUGCUAGCCUAACUGUAGACGGUGAUGAUCAGAUCUAUGUUAGCUACUGGGAAAUUCGAAAGAUCCAGGUAUUCUCACCAGCAGGUGGAAAGGCAAUCAGUGAGAUACCAUGUGAUGGGUAUCAACCUGGGCAGAUCACUAACUGUAACGAUCACCUGAUCUCCGAUUCUUAUUAUAAAAUACGAUUGAUUGACAAACAAGGUGUUGUAAAAUAUGAAUUGGCGAAAUUCAGGAAUUACCUAAUCGCUGCUGUGUCUCAAAGGAAUACAAUCCUGAUAGCCACACAGAAACCAUUUGAAAGUUUGGUCAACAUCGAUGAGUACACUAACGAGCUGAAGCAUGUCCAGAACCUCGUCAUUGAUUACAAGAUUGAAAGACACGGGAUAUAUUGGCACCAGCUCCAGCAGUACCGAUCUGGAGAGAUCGCUUUCUGCACUCCUGAUAGACUCUAUAUAUUCCACUGA
Strongylocentrotus purpuratus (purple sea urchin) is the source of this 1428-nucleotide messenger RNA. RefSeq lists its product as uncharacterized. Lineage: Eukaryota; Metazoa; Echinodermata; Echinoidea; Camarodonta; Strongylocentrotidae. The record is from RefSeq and is a predicted model, not a curated record. Gene Ontology annotation, molecular function: zinc ion binding; ubiquitin-protein transferase activity. The transcript has a single exon. Gene Ontology annotation, biological process: positive regulation of DNA-templated transcription. Bases 1 to 1428 code for a protein of 475 amino acids. Gene Ontology annotation, cellular component: nucleoplasm; chromatin.